Messenger RNA from Racocetra fulgida, 426 nucleotides. The record is from the annotation of a GenBank genome assembly. NCBI's taxonomy places the organism in Eukaryota, Fungi, Glomeromycota, Glomeromycetes, Diversisporales, Gigasporaceae.
AUGACGGCUUCUACUUCAACUCACUUAACAAUCGCUGAUAAAGUAUCAGAUUCAAAUAAGUGCCCUCUAAAAAUUUCUCUAAUAGGAGUUUCCCAAGGAAUGCCAGUUGAAAUUAAAGAUACUGACAAUUCUGUCUUAGAAACGCUUAUAUCUAAUUAUCUUUUGUAUAUUCAUCAAAAUGUUACCAAAAAUUUGGAAGAUAGUUUUAAAGAAAGCACACAUUCAUUAAAAUGCAAAAGAUCAGAAGAAAACAUCAAAACAGAAAAUGUGAUACUUACUAACGCUACUAAUAAUUCUAUUCAAACAGAUAAAGAACCCGAAACUGAUAUGACUGAAAAAAGGUCUGAUGAAGAUAACGAAUGCCCAACACGAAAUACACACAAUUCUAAAAAAAUAAAUAAUUCAAUUGUGAAUUCUAAUGAAUAA